Messenger RNA from Megalops cyprinoides (Indo-Pacific tarpon), 3917 nucleotides. RefSeq names its product sortilin related VPS10 domain containing receptor 3 (gene sorcs3a). Bases 149 to 3910 code for a protein of 1253 amino acids. Gene Ontology annotation, molecular function: protein binding. The transcript is spliced from 27 exons. Lineage: Eukaryota; Metazoa; Chordata; Actinopteri; Elopiformes; Megalopidae. Gene Ontology annotation, cellular component: membrane. The record is from RefSeq and is a predicted model, not a curated record.
ACGUGAACAGUUUGGCUGAAAAGCACUUUUCUAAAAAAUCCCAGGCAACAGAGGCUACGGUAACAAUCCCAAGACUUCGAAGGAGUUGUUUAGUUUCUCAAUCGUUGAAAAAGGUUUCCCGGAUAACAUUCCUCAAUCUCUACUAACGAUGGAGACUGGGGUUGGCUUGCACCCAGGCUUGCACUUAGCUAUAUGUACCUGGCUUCUGAUCUCCGCUCAAAUUCUGAUAACUGCCAGGGCUGAGAUAACUUGCGCAUCGUGCCCUUCGCCGGUUAAACUAAACCGGGAGGAAUUACUGUUGGAAAAACGUGUGAGUUUAGAAGAGACGGGGACAACACUUCUAAAAGAGAUCCGCAAGCAAUCUGAACGAUCCAGAGAUCUUAACCACAAGACAAGGGUAGCUGAUGAAUCAGAGACAGCGGGUGCUGCCGGGGAUGGGAAGAAAUCUGCCAAGGAUGUAAGAGUGGAUGGAGUUGACAUGAAAGUAUCCACGGACGGUUCACCUCAGGUCAGUCAAAAAGCAGAAGUAUACAAAGGUGAAAUUGUUAAUGAGGGGGUCAAAUCAGGCAGUAUCCAGGCUAAGGAUACGUUUCAAAGGGUAAAGCGGAGUGGACCAGAACUCUCCGAAUUAAAUGAAAGAGCGAGAAGCAGUAGCGAGCUUCUGGAUGGAGAGCCGUCGGAUGAGAGGAAGAUCGCUGGUCCAUUGCUGGACGGAGAGAGACUAAGUAGGUCCGAAUUCAAGUGGAACAGGGAUGACGGUAAAGUGCAAAAUCCGAGACAAGAUGAACCGAAACUAAUCAGCACCACUUUCGCCUUGACGGGAGAUUCCGCUCACAACCAGGCAAUGGUAUUCUGGUCUGGCCACAACAGCAGUGUGAUUCUGAUCCUCACCAAGCUUUAUGAUUUUAACCUGGGGACUGUCACUGAAAGCUCUUUAUGGAGGUCAACAGACUAUGGAACCACUUAUGAGAAAUUGAACGACAAAGUGGGGCUAAAGAGAGUGCUGAGUUACCUGUAUGUCUGCCCAACCAACAAGAGGAAGAUAAUGGUGCUAAGCGACCCAGAGCUUGAAAGCAGUAUCCUGAUCAGUUCAGAUGAAGGUGCAAGCUAUCAGAAAUUCCGUAUGAACUUCUACAUUCUAAGCUUGCUGUUUCAUCCAACACAUGAAGACUGGGUUUUGGCCUACAGCCAUGACCAAAAGUUGUACAGCUCAAUGGAUUUUGGAAGAAAAUGGCAGCUUGUUCAUGAGCAUGUGACUCCAAACAGGUUUUACUGGUCGGUAAUGGGUCUGGACAAGGAGUCAGAUCUUGUGCACAUGGAGGUCCACACAGCUGACGGACGUGCCCAGUAUGUAACAUGCAGAGUUCAAGGAUGCUCAGAUUCAAGCAGAAAUUAUCCAUUCUCAGGAUACAUUGAUUCCAACUCCCUUGUGAUUCAGGAUAACUAUGUGUUCAUUCAGGUCACUACUGCAGGGCGAGCCAGCUACUAUGUAUCCUAUCAGAGAGAGCCAUUUAUGUGCAUCAAACUACCAAAGUAUUCCCUUCCGAAAGACAUGCACAUUAUCAGCACGGAUGAGAACCAAGUCUUCGCAGCUGUACAGGAGUGGAAUCAGAAUGAAACGUAUAACCUCUAUAUAUCAGAUACACGGGGGAUCUACUUCACUCUGGCCCUGGAGAAUGUAAAAACCAGCAAGGGCCUAGAAGGCAACAUCAUGAUUGACCUUUAUGAGGUAGCAGGGAUUAAAGGAAUGUUCAUAGCUAACAGAAAGCUCGAAAACCAAGUGAAGACCUAUAUCACUUACAACAAAGGGCGAGACUGGCGCUUGCUCCAGGCUCCUGCUACAGACCUUGCAGGCAAUGACAUCCAUUGCAUUUUGCCGUUCUGUUCCCUCCAUCUGCAUUUGCAUAUGCCAGAAAAUCCCUACACGUCUGGAAGCAUCUCCAGCAGGAGCUCAGCACCAGGAAUUAUAGUGGCAACUGGAAAUAUUGGCACUGAGCUUUCAUAUGGUAAUGUUGGGAUGUACAUAUCUUCAGAUGCUGGUAAUAACUGGAGACAGAUCUUUGAGGAAGAACACAGUAUUUGGUUUCUGGACAAAGGAGGAGCACUGCUUGCUGUUAAACAAACAACUGUGCCCAUUAGGAAUAUAUGGAUUAGCUUUGAUGAAGGAAAACAGUGGAGCAGGCACAGCUUCUCUUUGGUGCCUCUGUUUGUGGAUGGGGUUCUAGUGGAGCCUGGGAUAGAGAAUCAAAUAAUGACGUUUUUUGGACACUUCAGUCAUCGUUCUGAAUGGCAGCUUAUCAAAAUAGACUAUAAGUCCAUCUUUACCAGGAGAUGCACUGAGGGGGAUUAUCAGACAUGGCACCUGCACAAUCAGGGUGAGCCUUGUGUGAUGGGAGAGAAACAGAUCUACAUGAAGCGCAGACCAGGGAACCGCUGCAUGCUGGGAAAGGACUAUGCCAGAAUUCUGUCUGCCGAACCAUGCAUCUGCAGGGCCUCUGAUUUUGAAUGUGAUUACGGAUAUGAACGCCGUGGGGAUGGGAACUGCCUGCCAGCAUUUUGGUUUAACCCCUCAACAUUAUCCAGAAGCUGUAGCCAUGGGCAGAACUACCUCAAUAGCACUGGGUAUCGUAAAGUAGUGUCCAAUAACUGCACAAAGGGAGUGAAAGAAAUAUACACAGCCAGAAAACAACAGUGUCCUAACUUAGCUCCCAGAGGCCUCCAUAUUGACACCAGGGAAGGAAAGCUGACAGCCACCCUGGGCAGCAAUGUCACAUUUCUUGUGCAUCUCGAAGAGGGGGACUCUAUGAGAACAAAUAUCCAGCUGGAUUUUGGAGAUGGCACUGCUGUUUCAUACUCAAACCUCAGCUGGACGGAGGAUGGAAUCCGACAUGUUUACAGAACUGCUGGCAUAUUUCGAGUGACAGCACUGGCAGAAAAUAGCCUGGGAUUUGACAGUGCUACCAUGUACUUGCACAUCACUUGCCCAGUGGAGCACGUCCACCUCUUAGUUCCAUUUGUUACCAUAAAGAACAAGGAAGUCAACCUUACUGCCGUUGUCUGGCCAAGCCACUCCAGAACAAUAACCUACUUCUGGUGGUUCGCGAACAGCACAGAGCCAAUCAUAACUUUAGAUGGCAGCAUCUCAUAUACCUUUGUAACGGAGGGAAUGCACUCUGUCACGGUCCAAGUGUCUUCUGGGAACACCAUACUGCAAGAUACAAAGACAGUAGCAGUUCAAGAAUUUUUCAAAUCGCUGCUUUUGUCUUUCUCGCCCAAUCUGGAUGAGUACAACCCUGACAUUCCUGAGUGGAGACAGGACGUUGGCAGAGUGAUUAAGAAAGCUUUGCUGCAAGUGACUGAAAUUCCAGAGGAGCAGCUUCUGGUUGCAGUGUUCCCUGGUGUACCAACUGCUGCCGAGCUCUUCCUUCUGCCACACAAAAACCAAUCAGAAGGAAGAAAAAAGAGUGAGGAUGAUCUGGAGCAAAUUUCAGAGAUCCUUGUGAGUGCCCUGAAUCAAAAUUUAGUUGAAUUUGAACUUAAACCCGGUGAUCGAAUAAUCGUCUACAUCACACAGUUAACCUUGGCUCCCCUGGUUGACUCCAGCCCAAGACACAGCAGCUCAGCUAUGUUGAUGCUUUUGUCGGUAGUGUUUUUGGGCUUAGCUGUGUUUUUAAUCUACAAGUUCAAAAGAAAAAUUCCAUGGAUCAAUAUAUAUGCAGAAGUUAACCAUGAGAAAGAGCAGGAAAUGAUUGGCUCUGUUAGCCAAAGUGAGAGCACGCCUAAAAUAUCACUUAGUGAGUUCUCAACUCCCAAGGAACUCUUAGAGAAGGAAAUGGAGGCCAGGGUUAAAGGAGGAAUCGGAAAUGUCUGUGAGAGCACAAGGGAAAUUCCAAACUGUACAAGUGUUUAAACAGGGG